Molecule: messenger RNA, 3084 nt
Organism: Tripterygium wilfordii
Lineage: Eukaryota; Viridiplantae; Streptophyta; Magnoliopsida; Celastrales; Celastraceae
Product: translocase of chloroplast 90, chloroplastic
Exons: 3
Coding region: 307-2667 (786 amino acids)
Biological process (GO): protein targeting to chloroplast
Cellular component (GO): chloroplast outer membrane
Molecular function (GO): GTPase activity; GTP binding
Source: RefSeq, a predicted model, not a curated record
CUCAUCUUUGCAUCUCUUCUCGAUUUCGCCGUACACCGGACACUGAUUGCCUCGAACCGGAAGGCGUCGUCGUUUUUGCACCUCGUUGUUCCUUUUCGAAUUCGGAUUUUGAUUGUGUUUUCGGUCGAAUGCUAGGGUUCUAUGUGACAUCGUUGAUUUUCAGAGUUGCUUCGCUCUUCGGAGGUUGAUUUCAGCUUGAAAACAUUUGGCUCUGUGAUUUGGUUUUAGUUAUCUGAAUUGAGAUUUCGAUUGUGAAGCGCUGCUGCUGCUGAUUUUUGGAAGCUGAAUCUUCUAAAAGCAGGAGGGAUGAAGAGUAUUAGAGAUUGGGCCAAUUCUCAAAUGCUAUCUAAUUCCUUGGCCUCAUCUAGACCAUUAUCCGGCAGUGGCAGUUUUUUUGGAGAUGGACCUCAAAAUGAAGAAUCUGGUGAUCACGCCACAAGAUCUCCUGAUUUACCAUGCACUUCGGAAGGUAAUCUGGAUAAUCAGUCUCAUUCCUCCCUGCAGCAAGUUUCAGCUGAAGAUUCUUUGCAGUCUAGUGAUAGCACUAAUGACAAAAGGGAAAAUCCUUUGGCAAAAAUUGAUAAUAUCCAAAUCAAGUUCUUGCGACUUCUUCAGAGGCUUGGGGAGCCGCAGAGCAGUGUUCUUGUUGCAAAGGUUUUAUACAGAAUACACCUAGCAACUUUGAUACGAGCGGGAGAAUCAGAUUUGAAAAGUGUAAACCACAGAAAUGAUAGAGUAAGAGCAAUAGCAGCACAACAAGAGGCAUCUGGCCAGCCUGAACUGGACUUCUCAAUUCGAAUACUUGUUCUGGGAAAGACGGGUGUUGGAAAGAGUGCAACCAUAAAUUCAGUUUUUGACCAGACGAAGACCAUGACCAAUGCUUUUAGGCCGGCCACUGAUUGCAUCCAAGAGGUUGUGGGAACUGUCAAUGGGAUUAAAAUAACUUUUAUUGAUACUCCUGGUCUUCUACCCUCAUCUACAAGUAGUACGAGAAGAAAUAGAAAAAUUAUGCUCUCUGUGAAGAGAUUCAUUAGAAAAUCUCCACCUGAUAUAGUUUUAUUUUUCGAACGUCUUGACCUCAUCAACAUGGGUUAUGGUGACUUCCCUCUUCUGAAGCUUGUGACUGAAAUAUUUGGUACAGCGGUUUGGUUUAACACGGUUCUUGUCAUGACUCAUUCUUCCCCAGCUAUUCCCGAAGGACCCAACGGGUAUCCUGUCAGCUAUGAAUCACAUGUGACCCGGUGCUCAGAGUUGUUGCAACAUUAUAUACACCAGGCUGUGUCUGACUCAAAAAUUGAGAACCCAGUGCUUCUGGUGGAGAAUCAUCCUCAAUGUAAAAGGAAUUUUGCAGGGGAAACUGUACUUCCAAAUGGGCAGGCUUGGAAAUCUCAAUUCAUGUUGUUAUGUGUAUGUACCAAAGUUCUUGGUGAUACUAAUAGUCUCUUUCAAUUUCAAGAUAGUAUUCAAUUGGGGCCAUUGAGCAGCAGUCGGCUCCCUUCUUUGCCUCGUCUCCUCUCGUCCUUUUUGCGGCAUCACCCUGUAUUGAAUCCUGGUGGAGCAGACAAUGAAACUGAUGAGAUUCUACUUUCAGAGAUUGAGGAAGAUGAUGAUUAUGAUCGGCUUCCUCCAAUUCGAAUUCUAUCUAAAGCUCAAUUUGAGAGGUUAAGUAAGACCCAGAAGAGGGCAUAUCUUGAUGAGCUGGAUUAUCGGGAGAUGCUUUAUUUGAAGAAACAAAUGAAAGAAGAGUCCCGGAGGCGAAGGGAAAGCAAACUUGCUAAAGAGGAAAAUCUAGGUGGGGAAAAUCCUUCUGAUGGCCAGCAGGAACCCGAAGCUAUUUUGUUGCCUGAUAUGGCUGUCCCUCCAAGUUUCGACUCAGAUUGCCCAGCAAACAGAUACCGCUGCCUUUUGACAAGUGAUCAAUGGCUUGCAAGACCUGUUCUCGAUCCCCAAGGAUGGGAUCAUGAUGUGGGGUUUGAUGGGGUGAACUUGGAGACUGCUGUGGAAAUAAAACGGAAUAUAUUUGCCUCGAUAACUGGACAAGUGAGCAAGGACAAGCAGGAUUUCAGUAUUCAGUCAGAGUGUUCUGCAGCUUACAUAGAUCCAAUGGGGCCCACAUAUUCUGUAGGUCUUGAUGUUCAAUCUGCUGGCAAAGACCUGAUAUUCACUGCUCGUAGCAACACAAAGCUGAGGAGCUUCAAGUGCAACUUUACAGAUUGUGGACUUUCUUUGGCAUCUUAUGGGAAUAGUUAUUUUUUUGGUGCCAAGCUUGAAGAUACAAUAUUGGCGGGGAAGAGAUUGAAGUUUUCAGCUAGUGCCGGACAGAUGAGGGGUAUGGGACAAGCAGCAUAUGGUGGUAGUUUUGAGACCACUUUAAGAGGGGGUGACUAUCCUGUGAGGAAAGACAAUGUUAGUGUUUCAAUGACAGCUCUUUCCUUUAACAAAGAAACAGUCUUAGGUGGGGGUUUCCAGUCUGAGUUCCAGCCAAUCCGGGGCACGAAAUUGUCGCUCAGUGGAAAUUUAAAUAGUCAGAAAAUGGGACAGUUUUCUGUUAAGGUGAGUACCUCUGAGCAUGUGGAGGUUGCCCUUAUUGCGGUUUUCACUAUUUUUAAGUCUCUACUUCGUAGGAAGGGAACCGAGAACGGUAGAGAAACAUUGGAGAGCGGAUAAGCAUAAACUUCUGUUGCUCUUUGUGAUGCAUGAAUCUGUUUACUCUCAGUAUUGAAACCAUGACAGCAAAAGCAAUCUAUAUCUGGAGGUUAAGCUAUGAAGCCCUAAGGUAUAUAAAGAAGACAAUGCUGACAUGUUUUUAGAAGCCAUAUUGGGCUGUCUCUGCCCUUCCAAAUGUUGUUUUAGAUCCUUAAACAGGUAGCAUGGAGUACACAAUUGGAGAGAGUCAUUUUGAGUUUUUUCCUUCAAACUGAUUAUCAUUUUAUGUCAGUUUUAGCAGAUAAAAGUAGCAAACAGAUGACUGUAAUAAUGUACAGGAAAUCUUGGGAAGGUCUCAUUUUUUGUUUUGAAGUUUUGCUAUUCAUGGUGUAAUCCAAAUACACAGCACAGUUGAUUAAAUACAAUGGAGUUUGAACA